Molecule: messenger RNA, 1188 nt
Organism: Rattus norvegicus (Norway rat)
Lineage: Eukaryota; Metazoa; Chordata; Mammalia; Rodentia; Muridae
Gene: Fcnb
Product: ficolin B
Exons: 9
Coding region: 30-989 (319 amino acids)
Biological process (GO): complement activation, lectin pathway; positive regulation of interleukin-8 production; proteolysis
Cellular component (GO): symbiont cell surface; serine-type endopeptidase complex; extracellular region
Molecular function (GO): G protein-coupled receptor binding; sialic acid binding; carbohydrate derivative binding
Source: RefSeq, marked validated
AUUGAGGGGCUGCGAGCUGAGCAGUUGCCAUGGUCCUGGGAUCUGCUGCACUAUUCGUCUUGAGCCUGUGUGUCACUGAGCUGACCCUCCAUGCUGCUGACACCUGCCCAGAGGUGAAGGUCCUGGAUCUGGAGGGCUCCAACAAACUCACCAUCCUUCAAGGCUGCCCUGGCUUGCCUGGAGCCCUGGGGCCCAAGGGAGAGGCUGGUGCCAAAGGAGAUAGAGGAGAGAGUGGCCUUCCUGGACACCCUGGAAAGGCGGGGCCAACUGGACCCAAAGGAGACCGAGGAGAGAAGGGAGUGCGUGGAGAAAAAGGAGACACCGGGCCCUCCCAGUCAUGUGCUACAGGACCUCGGACCUGCAAGGAGUUGCUCACCCGGGGCUACUUUCUCACUGGCUGGUAUACCAUCUACCUGCCAGACUGCAGGCCCCUGACCGUGCUGUGUGAUAUGGACACAGAUGGUGGAGGCUGGACCGUCUUUCAGAGAAGGAUCGACGGCACGGUGGACUUCUUUCGGGACUGGACCUCAUACAAACAAGGCUUCGGCAGCCAGCUGGGGGAGUUCUGGCUGGGGAACGAUAACAUCCAUGCUUUAACCACCCAGGGAACCAAUGAGCUGCGGGUGGAUCUUGCAGACUUCGACGGCAACCAUGACUUUGCCAAGUACAGCUCCUUCCAGAUCCAGGGAGAGGCCGAGAAAUACAAGCUCAUUCUGGGGAACUUCCUCGGUGGUGGUGCUGGUGACUCCCUGACUUCCCAAAACAACAUGCUUUUCUCCACCAAAGACCAAGACAACGACCAGGGAUCCUCCAACUGUGCCGUGCGUUACCAUGGAGCCUGGUGGUACUCUGAUUGUCACACUUCCAACCUGAAUGGCCUCUACCUUAGGGGUCUCCAUAAGAGCUAUGCAAACGGUGUCAAUUGGAAGUCAUGGAAAGGGUACAACUACAGCUACAAGGUUUCUGAAAUGAAGGUGCGCCUCAUCUAGCUCCCCACAAAGAGAGUGCCCCUCCCAAACUCUAGCAUACCAGCAACAGGAGUCUUCUAUCUUUCUUCAGCCAAGGAAGGAGUGUGCCACCCCGCCCGGCUCUGCUCAUUGCCCACAUUCCACACAGCCCAUGACCUCUGACCUGGCUCUCUUCACAUACCUAUAUUCUCACCACAAAGAAAAAAUUGAAUUUACAAAA